CAUAUUCCAUGUGGCAGUGGCACCUUUAAGCCUUGUUCCACCACUCAGCAUUCCUCACACUUAUUAAAAAAAAAAAAGGAAAGAAAGAAAAUUUAGUGAGACAAAAAGGUCCUUUCCCAUUUCCGAUUCCAAGCUGCAAAUAGAAUCCAAACAGCAUCACGAAACUCGAAACAUUUUUCUUUUUUCUCUCUCUCUCUCUCUCUCUCUCCGUGUCUCUGAAAACACACCAUGGAAGACACAGAUAAGAACAGCACCCCGCAAGUUCUAGAAGUGCUGCAAGCACUGAAACAAGCAUCACAGGAGCUUCAACACAAGCACGAUAACACAUCACUCGCCAUUAAAGCACUCCUGGAGCUCCACACUGAGUCCGAUACAAUACUCUCCAACGACCCAAACCUCUCCGCUCUCUCCCACCAUCUUUCCCGCCUCAAGCACCUCGUCGACCACAUUAACUCCACCACUUCCCGCCACCGCCCUCACUCCCUCCGUUCCUUCCUCUCCCGACGACUCUCCACUCACUCCAUCUCCAAGCUCGCCAACUCCAUCGAGUCCGAAAUCCAAGCAUGGAUCGACCGCGAGAGCAUCCACUCCCUCUCCCGCCACCUAAAUGACCAUCUUGCCCCCGACCAGUUAAUCGCUCUCUUGACUCAGUUCCGUCAACGACUCUCCCAGGGUUUCAACCGCGACCUGCAGGACCUAGUUCUCAACAAUAAGAUCUUCUCUUCACUCGAAUCGGUUCUCUUCGACGCUAAAUGCUCCCUCAAUGUUCGCGAGAACGCGGGGCUGGCUGUGGCGGCGCUGAUUCGAUUCAACAAGGACGUCUUCGUCGGCCAGGUUCUCAUGGGCCCUACCAUUCGAGCUUUGGUGGGUAUGGGCUCGCUGCGUUCGAUUGAGGCUCUGUGUUCUCUGAUCAGGUCAAUCAAGUCGCCGUUUGUGGACGAGAUUGAAUCGAACGGUGAGAUUCCCAACAUCAUUGGGCUUUUGGAUUGCGAGGAGUUGGAAAUGAGGGUUUUGGGGAUGGAUUGCGUGCUUGAGAUUGGGUACUUCGGGAGGAAGGAAGCGGUGGAGGCCAUGCUCAAGGAGGGUUUGGUGGAGAAGCUUGUGGAGCUGCAAAGGUCGGAGCUUGGCGGGGAUUUGAUCGAUUUAGAUCACGAGAAGAAGAAAGAGGAAGAAGAUGAGAAUGAUUGUGAUGAAGAUGGACAAGUUAGAGAAGGGAAGAGGCAGAAGAGGUUCUUGGAGGGACACCCUUUUGCGAGCUGCGUAGCGAGGUUUGCAGUUAUGCUGGAGGUUGGAGAAGGAUUGAGACAAAGAGAGAAGAGGGCAUUCAAGCAGGAAAUUCUCGUUAGGGUUAGGGAGGCUUCUGUGUCUGAUGCAGAAGCUGCCACCAUUGUUGCUGAGGUUUUGUGGGGCACUUCGCUUUAAGAAAGAUUUUUCUAUUUUCCUAUCUCUGCAUUUCACUUAAACUAGCUGCCAAACAUGGCCUAAAGAGACAGGAAGAAAAGAAAAGUUCUUAUUUUUGUCUAUUUUCUGUACAAAUUAGAUGUGGGAGGAAAUGUAGGAAUUAGGUAAUUGGAUUGUUCAAUUGUUAGUGUAGUUAAUAAUUUUGUGUUGAAUUACAUUUUGUAUAUCUUGCAAUUUGGGUGAAGAAUAAUUCAUGUCAUUGAGAUUGAAGACCAAGCACUUCCUUUUUUCUUAAAAGAAAAAGUUCUUCUGGAAAACAUGCAGUAUUGCUCUAGAUCUCAGUUGAGUCGAUUAUUUGUUCUUGUUUGUUACUUAAUGUGGUUUAAGGAUUUUGGUAAAGGGGAAUCAGCAUAAUGGGAAGAACCGGAGAAGGAUUCGGAUGCAUAAUAUGGUGGGGACAAGUAAGGUGAGGUGAUGGCUGCUGAGGGAUCAAGAUUCUGUAUGAGGAUCGUUUUAUGGUAUAUGCCAUUUUAGUGGCAGGGAUGCCUUGGAAACAAUAAACAAACAUAAGGUAUACCUAGGAGAAAUCAUAAUAAUAAUAAAGAAAGAAAGAGAGACAAUAGUUUGGGAUUUGUUUUUGUUUGGUGGGCUGCUUCCAAUGAAUGUAUUGACGAUUCAUAAAAAAUGCAAUGACAUGUUUCUUAUUUUAAAUUUUAAUAA
Arachis stenosperma is the source of this 2121-nucleotide messenger RNA. RefSeq lists its product as uncharacterized. The record is from RefSeq and is a predicted model, not a curated record. The transcript has a single exon. Lineage: Eukaryota; Viridiplantae; Streptophyta; Magnoliopsida; Fabales; Fabaceae. Bases 229 to 1422 code for a protein of 397 amino acids.